AUGAAUUUCUUUUCGCGCGGCUGCGGGGCGCUGCUGCGUGAACUUCGUGGGCUGCCGCCUUUUUCUUCCUUCCCUUCCCCUGCCCUCACUCUCUGCGCCGCACCCCACCGCGCCUCCCAUUUCUCUCUCUGUUUCUUCCUCUUCGCUGCCCCGCAGCCCACUGGCUCUGCUGCGACGCUACUGCCACCACCACCACUGUUUUUACUGAUGACGCUGACGGUGCGGCGACGCCGUGCGGUGUGCGCCCUGGCGCUCCUCGCGCUGCUCUGCGGCUGCUGCUGCGCCUCGUUUGUCUGCGGGGCGACGAAUGCUGCGGCGUCUAAAAAAGAGGUAAAUGUGUCGCUGGAGGUUUCGUGCCCGAACAGUGAAAAGAAGUUAAGUUGGCGGGUGGUUGGUGCGACAAGUUGGACGCAGUGCACAGCCCCACUGGAAUCUCCCCGCAUUGCGGCAGUUCCUGCGGCUGAUGUGGCUGCAGGUGACAGUGACGUCGUCUGCCUCAUUGCCGAAUCGUUCUACUUCGGCACCGGGUGCGACAAGCCCUGCGCAGGACGCACAACGCCGGGCGAUGUUGCUGCGCUUAAGAUGCUUUUCGAGACGACGGAAAACGGUGCACUCCACACGAAGUGGAAGGCUGCAAACCCCUCCACUGGCGCCGCGUCCCUUCCUACUGUGGAGGGCGGCCAAAAUGGCAUUCCUGGGGUUUGCACGCUGCAACCCCCCAGCGCAAGGACAAAUGGGGAAGGUGCGUCUGCUGCACAGCCCCAAGAAGUGCCAGCUGCAGGGCGGACACAGCAGCCACGACACACAGCCGACACUGCGGGCCCGGCCAUAGGCCCAACAGCCGCCCAACCGAGGGGGACCGGAGAGGCACAGACACCCCCAACUUCUGCGGGAGCUUCCGACGCGUCCGCUGCCGCCCCGGCCGCCACCGCCGCGGAGGGAGCCACGACGACCACCACCCGCAGCCCGAGUGCCGGGAGCCACGCGGACAUGAGUGUCGCCAUCGCCGCUGCGUGGGUGCGGGCACCUUUGCUGCUGCUGCUACUCGCCUCUGCUGCUGGGUGUUUCUGA
This is a messenger RNA of Trypanosoma conorhini, 1071 nucleotides long. Its product is annotated as mucin-like glycoprotein. The record is from RefSeq and is a predicted model, not a curated record. The transcript has a single exon. Lineage: Eukaryota; Euglenozoa; Kinetoplastea; Trypanosomatida; Trypanosomatidae. The coding region runs from base 1 to 1071 and encodes 356 amino acids.